Messenger RNA from Salvelinus sp. IW2-2015, 6612 nucleotides. It is a transcript of the gene glsb, whose product is annotated as glutaminase b. Gene Ontology annotation, molecular function: glutaminase activity; protein binding. Lineage: Eukaryota; Metazoa; Chordata; Actinopteri; Salmoniformes; Salmonidae. The coding region runs from base 141 to 1904 and encodes 587 amino acids. The transcript is spliced from 15 exons. Gene Ontology annotation, biological process: L-glutamine catabolic process. The record is from RefSeq and is a predicted model, not a curated record.
AACGCCAGUACGUUACAGUGCUAGUCAUUGCCCACGCUGAAUGUUAACGAACGUGGUACAGUGACUUUGCCCAUCUUUCAAUUUCGGGUUUUAGGAUUUUUCAGGCAGAAAUUCUCCACAACUUGCUCGAAAGGAUUGAAAUGUUACAGUUUAGGUUUUCGGCAGUGCUGAAGGAGUUGUUUCAAUCCAACCUAAAGCGCCCUUUGACAGGUAUUACAAGAAAUAAAACGUCGUUACCAAUCCACUACUGCUCCAGCAACGCCUCUCUUGAUGUCCAAGUCAGCUUCAAAUUGAAGCUUCUCCAUGCCGGUGUCCACCGCCCUUUGCUUUGCGCCGCACCUGGGACCCGGACUUACUGCACGAAGACCGAAGGUGCUGCUAUACCUGUGACCGAAAGUGCUAUACCGGUGACCGACCAGGAGAAGAAAGAUGAGACUGCCACAGAAGCAGCGACGGAGAAGAGAAGGAAGGCAGGCAUCCUGCCCAGUCUGGAGGACCUGCUCUUCUACACCAUCGCAGAGGGCCAGGAGAAGAUCCCCGUCCACAAAUUUCUCACAGCAUUAAAGGCCACAGGACUACGCACAGGAGAUCCCCGGCUGAAGGAAUGCAUGGACACCCUUAAAGUAACCCUGAAGAACACCUCGGACGGAGUCAUGCUGGACAGACACCUCUUCAAGAAAUGUGUCCAGAGCAACAUAGUCUUGCUCACCCAGGCCUUCCGCAAGAAGUUUGUCAUCCCCGACUUCCAGUCCUUCUCUUCUCACAUCGACGAGCUCUACGAGAGUGCCAAAAAUCUGACCGAAGGCCAGGUUGGUAAUCAGCCCAUCCCGGGGGAGGUUGCAGACUACAUUCCCCAGCUUGCCAAAUUUAGCCCAGACCUGUGGGCCGUGUCUCUGUGUACAGUGGAUGGACAAAGACACACGGUAGGCGACACCAAGGUCCCCUUCUGCCUGCAGUCGUGUGUGAAGCCGCUGAAGUACGCCAUCGCGGUGCACGACCACGGCACCGAGUACGUGCACCGCUUCAUCGGGAAGGAGCCCAGCGGCCUGCGCUUCAACAAGCUCUUCCUGGACGAGGACGAUAAGCCCCACAACCCCAUGGUGAACGCCGGCGCUAUUGUUUGCACCUCACUGAUAAAGCAGGGCGCGAGCAAUGCUGAGAAGUUUGACUAUGUCAUGAACUUCCUGAAUAAGAUGGCAGGAAAUGAGUAUGUAGGCUUCAGCAACGCCACAUUCCAGUCGGAGCGUGAGUCAGGAGACAGGAAUUUCGCUAUCGGCUACUACCUGAAAGAAAAGAAGUGCUUUCCUGAGGGGACAGACAUGACGUCCAUUCUGGAUUUCUACUUCCAGCUAUGCUCCAUCGAGGUGACCUGCGAGAGCGCCAGCGUCAUGGCGGCCACCCUGGCCAACGGCGGCUUCUGUCCAAUCACGGGCGAGCGCGUGCUGAGCCCGGAGGCAGUGCGUGACACGCUGAGCCUCAUGCACUCCUGCGGCAUGUACGACUUCUCUGGCCAGUUCGCCUUCCACGUGGGCUUGCCAGCCAAGUCGGGCGUGGCAGGGGGCAUCCUUCUGGUGGUGCCCAAUGUCAUGGGCAUCAUGUGCUGGUCUCCUCCGCUGGACAAGCUGGGCAACAGUGUCAGAGGCAUUCAGUUCUGCACGGACCUGGUGUCUCUCUUUAACUUCCACAACUACGACAACCUGAGGCACUUUGCCAAGAAGCACGAUCCUCGCAGGGAGGGAGGCGACCAGAGGCAGUUUACCUUCGGACCAAUGGAUUACGAGAGCCUUCAGCAAGAGCUAGCUCUCAAAGACUCUCUGUGGAAAAAGGUGGUGCCCACUGAUUGCCAUGAGGACAGCUCCACCACUGUAGUCUAUAGGAUGGAGAGUGUCGGGGAGCGCAACUAGGACCCACUCUCUUCUCCCUUCCUCCCACCUUCUCCUGUCCCCUUUCUACACCCAUAUAUGACUUCAUAUAUUUAUAUAAAUUAUCAAGAGGAUUAUUUAUUUCUAUAAGUUUUUUUUUAUUUUUUAUUUUACAUAAUGUAAUGUCACAUUAUGUACUGGUGAUGAAUGAUAAUUGAUCCUACCUGGGUUACUGUACCUUUUCUUUUUUUUCUGUCUCCGUGGCUGCAAUCCAAACGCUUAACAGACACACCCUCAGCCCUCAAAUGAAGUGGACACUUCUGAUGAUAUAUCAUGAUGUCUGACGAGUUGACACUUGCAGGGCGAGUUAGGAAGGAAUGAUUUUUAAAUGGACCGCCCUUGCCCGGAAAUUCGUCAAUCGUUCAUCCCGCAACGAUUGUGUUUUCAUUCACCGGUAGCUUGUGCGUGCUUUAUAUGCGCUCCAGUCAAAUAUGAGUGCAUGUCUACUUAUAUUAACUACAUAAUUAUUAAUAUAUGCCUACUGUAUCAUAGCUAGAAAAUGAAUUAGCUAACUAACCUGUCUAGCUGGAACUUCUGAAGAAGGGGAAUGUUUUAUUUAUACAAUUUCCAAAAGCUAACAAAACAAAAACAUAAUUACUUUUAUUAGACGUGUUUGUGUAGCACAAUUUGUAACUUCUUUACCUUCGUUUUUACUUACACUUGUAUGUUGACUCCAUAUUGACGUUGAGGUUUUAAGUUUUGGCGGACUUUUCUUAGCGGAUGUACAAUCAUUGCGAAUUGAAUUAUUGGGUGUUUCAGGCCCCGACGCGAACAUAAUUGUACACUCUCAAACUCUAUGAAAAACGAGGUCUGAGGGGCUUACGUUGCAAACUUCCCUUGCUUGGCUAAUCAUUUGGACCGACGACAAAUAUGGCUGUGGGGAUUCCCCCAAGGGAAUAAGGCGAGGGUAAGUGGACGAGGGUGUGUCUUUUAUGAGUUUGAAAUGCAUCCCUUGUGUUUUUGGGGUCCCUGCAGAGCUGAGGGAAGCCCUUCCAGCUGCCUGUCUAGAAUGUCAGACUUUAGGGGCCUGAAGGGAUUGCCUGGCUCAGAUCGAGGCUUUGCAAGUAGACUUGAUCCAUCAUUUCAUGUGUGCUUCAAUAUCUACUGACAGGUUUGAAGUCCUGUAUCUGUCGAACAGGCCAGUGUGGGUAUUAGGCCCAUUGUAAUGUGUUUGUUAACCAAAGCGAGGGAGGUUUUCUCAAACCAAAAGCCAAGGGAAGAUGUGGAGUGUUGUGCUUUGACACAUAUAAAUAUAAUGUAUCUCAUUGUAUUUAUAUGCGUUGACAGGCUCUUGAGGUUACUACAAGCUUAACUCUGUUGAUCUAUGUGUGUGGGUGAAGUGGGAUUUUUGAAGUAGAGGACACCUUUUGGUAACAGGAUAUCCUUCAUUUUUUGAAGACAAGGAACAGUAGCCUUCCUUUGCUUAUAGUAGCUAGCUGGCUUUAACCUGGCUAAAAACAUAGCAAGCUAGCUAGUCUUUUUAGCUCCCCACAUCUCCAUGUGAAAUAAUCCGAUUUAUCAUUUAGAAAUAUGCCCUGGCAAAUGUUCUUCUACUUGCUGGUGUAACCUGAAACAUUAUCCCAGUUUGAUAUACUGCUUGUGUAUUCAUUCCCAUAUCAGUUAAAAAUAGAACAGCAUGUUUUGGUCAUGGAGUAAAAAAGCACAUGGCUAGCAAGUUGGCUACAGCAGGUUCUACCAUUUCACAGUAGCCUGGAAUCACUAGUUACUAUUUCUAAACAAAAUAAUGUUUUGAGUGGAUUCAGUUGCUGAGAUCAUAUUUGGUUAUCAAUGCAAAAUAGUCUACUUUGAUGAAUUGCCUAUAUAUAUAUAUAUAUCAGAUCAAGGAACCAAGCAAUAAUACUGCCCCCACGGCUGCAGAAGUAAUGAUACUGCAUGUCUCAAUUUUCAGGUAGUAGAACAGUCCGCCCCUUUUGUGAUGAAAAACGACAUUGCAACUCUCCGAUAUUUUCGUCUGCAUAGAGCUUGUAGUAUGCUUUUAGAAGAGCAAACUGAGAUUAUAACGAUAAGGCACUUAUCAGGCGUGACACGGAGACGAUAUCAGUCGGACCAUUCUAACUUGCAUACCAGUGCUUUACCUUUCACAUACCAGCAACGCAUCUCACAUGAGCCGAUUUCUCAACUGCUGUUGAGUGGACCGAAGCUUUUCAUCAAGGACGUGAAAGGUGAUUCAUUCCACCCCCUUUUGUGUGCACCUUUUUGUAUUUGAGUGGUGUGUGUACCGUGUCGAUCUAAGCUGUGACGCAUGCUGAGGGGACAUUGACCCUGGCUCAGACAGACAAGACACCGCACAAACCUUUAGUUUUCAUGACAUAGCCUAGUAGAAUCCUGCUGGAUCUAUUCCAUAGGCAGUUGCAGUAUGUAUAUGUCAGAUGGCAUAUCAUGGUUAUAUAGGUCAUACGUAUAUGUAUUGUACAAGUCAGUAUACCAUUUGAAAGUGUGAUCACACAUUGUUACCAAUUAUAUUUAAUCUGUAUUAUUACUGUGAAUUACGCUUAGCUACCCUUAAAGAGGAAGAGGAAACCAGUCCUCUUAUCUAUACUGUAGUUUAAGAAUGCAUCAUGUUUAUUGCCAUAUGCACUGUACAGUAUCUACAGUUUUCCCAAAGACUAUUUGCCUGACGUGUGUUUUGGGAUGAUUGUUAUCUUGCAGUAAGCUUGAUGAAGCUCAACAGCAGCGCAGAACGGCAAGGGAAUCAACUUAUUUCACAAACGUUGGCCACAUUUGCACAUGUACGUCAACCAAGGCCGUGGGUGUCCUGCUGCUGGGGAUGUUUUUCUUUCAAUGUUUUUAUCCAAUCAUGCUUGAAACUGAACUGUUGAAUUGGUAUACACUGUAUGUUACGCAUGGCUUCGUCAUGAAUGUGCUCUUCUCGUGGGUCCAUAUAAGUCUAUGGGUCCCAUACCGGUCAAGGUUGGGGUCAAUUUGAAUUGAAGUCAAUUCAGGAAGUGCUUUAAAUGUAAAAUUCAUAAAUGGAAAGAAUUUUGAAAGAUACAUGGCUUCUCCCUUUCAGUUUGUUGACAAGUUAUUGAACGUAGAUGCCCUGUUUUUCAAUUAUUGAAUUAGAAUUUAUUAAUUUAAUUGGAAUUACUGACUUGACCCCACCCUAUCCCAUAUACUUUUAGUUAGUUAUUAGCUUCUUUUAGUAUCAGACUUACUUCAAAUAUAUUUUUGUUGUUUUGUCAUGUCUGUAUGCUUGGACUUCAUUUAAAAUUGUGAUUUGGAACUAGGACUACUAUUUCACUAAGGAUGUUUUUUUUUUAAGUGUAGGCCUUUGAGAUGUCAGUCAGUGUGUGGUGCAAAGCAUUACAAGUCUCUGUCACUGUGGAGUGAAGCUAGCUGUAGCUAGCCUAGCAGCUAACGUUAACUUGCUUGCUAAUGCUAAUUUACCAAAUAAUUAGUUCUGUUAAAUCAAUCCUAUUUAUUUGUACUGAAAUUGUAUCUUUUUUUCUGCUACUCGUGUUUUCUGAAACACGUUUGAGUGGGUUUUCUAGUGUCUUGCCCAUGUUGACAUAAUAUGGAGAAUGCAGGGGCUGAAAGCUUGCAAGACUUAGGAGUUAGGUUGACGUUAGAGGCUACAGGAGGAAGUUAUGGGGCUUACUGAACCUUUCUACUCUACUGCAAAAUGUGUCUAAUAACCCCAAUCAAAUUUUACACAAGGGUUUUUUUGAAUGCCAUACCAGUAUUUUCAUUACAAUUUAUGAUUUUUAUGAUUUCACAGCAACAUGUUUAAUGUUUCCCACAAUGUCAUUAUUUUACUAUUUCUUUCAAAUGGCAUAUUUUUGUAUGAUUUAAUAAAUGUGUUUGAAUCCCACAUUGAUAUUUUAAAGUUCAUUUUAGUCCUCCUUGCAUGUUUAUUUUUCUGUUUCAUUCCAUAUCUGUGCCUUGGAGAAAACAGCUGUAGCCCUCCAAGUCUAAUACACUAUACACACCAGCAGCCUGCACUGUUAACUUAUUGAGAAUGUGUAUCAGUGCAUUUAACAUGAACUUCUCGUGAGCUCCUCAGAUCUUAACCGGAUCUACCUGGAAUGUUGAUUUAUUACUCUAACUCAAACUGGUUUUGGUGUCUUGGGCAUAAAAGGGUGUUGCUUUCUCCUCAUAGUAAAGACACUGACUCUUGGUUUGGAUGAAAACACUAGGUAUUUGUCUUGUAGAACUUUGUAGUUCUACAAGAGGCCAGUAUUGCAAAUACAAGCAAAGAGCUUCAGUAGUUGUAAUGCUAGAAGUGUGUUGCAAUGACAGGUGAAGUACUUGUUGAAAUCAUGUUGCCUUGCUGCCAUGUUAUAAACCAAUAAAGUACUAUAACCAACAAAUACCUGUUUGUCAAAUUACCACAACUGAAACUAAGUGGUUUAGCCCUUUUGUUUUAUUAGUUAACAGAUUUUGUGAUAGCACUUUGUUAUAUUGUUUCCACUGGUAUUCAACUGGUAUUCGCUUACUAGGAAAUUGUGGUAUCAAUGGGUAGUUUUUGAUACUUACUUUCAACACAAUUGGUAAUUUUGUAUCUGGUUUGUACUAAACGGUGCCUAGAGGUUUUAAUGAUUCUUAAACAAUCUGUAACAAUCAGUAAUUUAAUGUUAACUAGUUGGUUAUUCUUAUGUAAUUACAUAUACUUCCCAAGUAAAUACUGUACCUGAUCAUGUCUUUGUGUGAUAAAUACUUUGAAAGGGCA